This is a messenger RNA of Aspergillus versicolor CBS 583.65, 852 nucleotides long. RefSeq lists its product as uncharacterized. Lineage: Eukaryota; Fungi; Ascomycota; Eurotiomycetes; Eurotiales; Aspergillaceae. Gene Ontology annotation, cellular component: RNA polymerase II transcription regulator complex. The transcript is spliced from 3 exons. Gene Ontology annotation, molecular function: transcription cis-regulatory region binding; DNA-binding transcription activator activity, RNA polymerase II-specific. The coding region runs from base 1 to 852 and encodes 283 amino acids. The record is from RefSeq and is a predicted model, not a curated record.
AUGGACAACCAAUACAGUUGGGGUUCUUUUAUUGGUCAGCCGCCUGACUCUGCUUUAUAUGUAGAUGUCGGGCAACAUUUAGACUACGGGUAUCCAUACGAAGGAAAUGUGCAGCUGCACGACAUUAAGGGCGCAGCCAAUCACGCUUUUCCAACACCCAUUUCUGUAGGAGGGUUGUCUGAUCGGGCGACUGCGGAGGCUAGGGAUGCGUACGUCCACGGAGAUGGUUCAGCAGGAGGUACAACUUGUUCAUCGGUCGCCCGCGAUGAAUCGAGCUAUGGCCAACAAACUCAAGACGCUAUCCAUAGCCAUGCGGUUGAAAGUCUGAACAAGCGCAGGGCGCAAAACCGAGCAUCUCAGCAAGCGUUCCGUGCACGGAAAGAACGUCACAAUGCCGAAUUAAAUCAAAAGAUAGAUCAAUUGCAGAACAAUAUGUCAGGUCUGCGUGACGAAAAUGAACAGCUCCAGCAACAAAUUGCGGAAAUGAUUUCACAGAAUCGUGUGCGUACGGAAGCACGCACGAGGCAACCUACGUCUGAACAAAAGAACCCCAUGACGUUUUCAUGGUCAUCCGAACGUUUCUUCGACUCGACUGUGCCUGAUGGGCACGAAAAACGGCCGGUGUAUCGACUCACUGUCGAUAAAAAUACAGGCGAGAAACUGUUGGAUAUUGGGGCAACUUGGGACCUUAUCCAGCAACAUGCAUAUUUCAAAAUGGGAAUUUUAGAUCUAGUCAAAGUCUGUGAGUAUCUGCGUAGGCAUAUACAGUGCGAUGGUCAGGGCCCUGUGUUUGGCGAAAGGUUCAUCUUCGAUGCCAUUGAAUCAGGCCUUGUGGGUGAUAACUUGAUAUAA